AUGCAGCAUGCGCCCGAAACAUUAUCACACUCGUACAACACGUACAAGAGACAAACGGCCCUCGUUCUGGACUGGCUGGCCGACACAUACAAUGCCCUUGGGGUAAAGGCCGCACUUGUUCCUGCGCAGACAGUUGCCGGGCUUAUCCGCAUGGCAGAGGCUUGUGUAGAUGCCAAUCGUAAGAUGCCGGCCCGGGUAGAGAUGGCCCUUCGACAGUCGAUCGAUCUUCGCCGCCGGUGCGCAGCCUGGUUCGAGAAGUCUGGAACGACGACUUCAACGAUCAAGCACGCCUACUUCAACUCAGCCCUUGAUGAGAUUUUGAUGCAGUUUGCAACUUCGCCCAACGAUAACGCGGUCCAUAAUACGCCCUCGAAGAAAACCACCCGAAACAUUUUCUCCGUCUUAGACGAUGAGGGAGUUGGUCUACUUGAUGAAGCUGUCGAGAAGGCUGCGUCGACGUUCUCUACUUCGAACGACGAAAUCAGCCCGCCAUGGGAACAGCUUCAAGAUUUACAGCUCCAAGAUGCAGAGAUGUCGGAAUUGAUGGAGACGUCUGAAGCCUACUUCAACUCGGCAUUAGUUGAAGUAUACUGUCUAUUCGAAGAUGCAAAUAAGCUACGGUAUUAUGCCCGAACUCUCUGGAAGCGAUACAUGAGUGGAGAGGUAGACUUGAUGUCUGUCUCUCUGCUCAUGCAGGCGGUAGUUACGGUCGUGAAGGACUUGAUAAAGGGAUACGAGACAACACGUCCUGACUGCCCAAACGAAUAUUUGGGACUGGCGGAAGUGGUUCAAUUCCAAGCAGCUUUGGGCAUAUUUCCUGUUGUGUAUGGCGAUACCGAUAAGGAACUGAAAGCCCAGGCCAAAGAGUUGGGGCAACGUUUCAAGGAUUCUUCAUGGCAGCCAUCAGCAGAAUUCCUUGAUUGGCGUUUCGACAGCACUUACCAAAUGCUCGUAAGCAAGUACCGCGCUCUGGAUAUUUCAGAAAAGAACAGAACGACGAAGCGCUUGCAGAAACUCGUCCCGCCGAUGUGGCCCAAGGCAGAGGGCCUCACGAUCCUGCGAAGACUCAUCAAAAUAAGCGACGACAUUGAGUCAAGGUCCGAAGAGAUGAUUGCAUAUGGAAUGCUGGAUCCCUUCACUGUAGCCUUGAAUUUCGACAACGAGGAUCACAGAAAGGGAAUUACAUUCGCCGAGGUGGUUGUAACUCGAGUCCUCCUUGACGUGUACGACUUGGAGGGACUCAUGGAAAAAGUCAGAAACGACAUCAAUCACUUAAAGAAGUAUUGCGAAAACAACAAUCAUUUCGAGAACUAUUCGGCGAGAGAGAAGCGCAGCGACCCUCGAUACGAGCCUUUUUGCAAAGAUCUCGCCGAAAUAUCGAGACCGACCUCGAAUCUCGAUGAAGCUCCAAAUCCCAUAUUUCUGGGCAGCUGUCUCUUCCGAGUGCUUGAAAUUCUUCGAUAUACUCAGGUCGAAAAGGAGAAUGAAGAGUGGAGCCUUCUGGCGAUGGCGCACCUCUACCACGCGCUGAAAAUCAUUGAUCAACAGCCCCCAGAAUGGAAGGAUAUGAACGUCUUGAUUCAAUUGCACGAGAAGGACAUUUUUGGAGGCGCAGCACCAGCUCAUUUCAACCAGUGCCUCACUCGAUUCUAUGUUGCAGAAGGCCUCAGAUUCAAUGAGGCCCAGGCAGGCGGCGAUCGUGAUGAAAAGGCAGAGAAACGAAGGCGUCCAGUCCAUACCAUGUCGUACAUUCUCAGCAAAAGGGGCUUGAAGGGUCAAGCAUACCACUCGGAGUCUUGUCGCAUGUUACCCGUCUGGUUCGCUCGAAGGAAUACGCCUGGCUUUCGGAGAGAGCUGCUGCCAGCACCUUUUCUCGAGAGCGUCAUGAUGGAAAUGAAGAGCCCUUACGAAGGCGUAUUUCUGGAGAGAUGCAAGGUUCUAGCCGAGGCGAUGCUUCAUGUCGCGAACGAGACGUCAGCUGACGUCUUAGCCCCCUUUGACGCUCUGGAACGGCGAAUAACGUCCGAAAUGUCAACAACUGUCUUCAAUUACCGCCAGCUCCGGAGACACGCGGAACGCAUUAUUCGUCCUAUAGAUUAUAAUGGUUUGGCUCUUCACCGCAGAAUCACCGUGAACUUGGGGCUUCCCUUGUCCCCGUACUGGAAAUUGUUGUCUUCGCGAAUUCGUAAAGAUGGCCAUCUAGAGGAGGUCACAACGUCAUGGGUUGAUCUGUGCAGCAAGACGGGUCUGAAACCUCGAAUCCAGAUCUCAGCCAUCGACAAAUAA
This is a messenger RNA of Colletotrichum karsti, 2286 nucleotides long. RefSeq lists its product as uncharacterized. Bases 1 to 2286 code for a protein of 761 amino acids. NCBI's taxonomy places the organism in Eukaryota, Fungi, Ascomycota, Sordariomycetes, Glomerellales, Glomerellaceae. The transcript has 2 exons. The record is from RefSeq and is a predicted model, not a curated record.